Messenger RNA from Spodoptera littoralis (African cotton leafworm), 1497 nucleotides. The record is from the annotation of a GenBank genome assembly. Lineage: Eukaryota; Metazoa; Arthropoda; Insecta; Lepidoptera; Noctuidae.
AUGAGUGUUAAAUAUGGAGCCACGGAUGUCGACAGGAAAAUAGAAGAGGCCGACAAAGAGGCGACCACCGAAGUCGAAAUUAACUUGAGUGGGCCCUUCAAAAGAAAAUGGUGGCGGGUCAGUCAACAUAUGCUCUUUGGUCUUGGCCAUGUCUACAACGACCUUUGUGCAGCCAUGUGGUUCUCCUACAUGAUGCUGUUCUUCCAAGCAGUGCUGGAGAUGAGAUCAGCAGUUGCUGGUGCUAUGCUACUUCUAGGUCAAGUCAUAGAUGCGCUGGCGACUCCAGUCGUUGGCGUGUUAGCUGAUAAAUUUGGAAGUUUGAAAUCGUGGCAUUUAACUGGUUGUGCUUUAGUUACGUGUACGUUUCCCCUACUCUUCGUACGAUGUUGGGGUUGCUGGUUGACGGAGGAUCCCGACUACCUGGACUGGUGGAUGCCUGUCUACUACGGCGUGCUCAUCGUGGUCUUCCAAAUAGGAUGGGCUGUUGUACAGAUAUCCCAUCUCGCGAUGAUACCGGCUAUUUCGGAUAACCUUCAAGUGCGCGCCGAUUUAACUUCUAUCAGAUAUAUGGCUUCAGUGACCUCAAGUUUGGCUGUGUACCUAAUAACAUGGGUCGUGCUGAGGGCCAGCAACUACAGCACUUUUAUUGGACCAAUGGAUGACUAUAAAUUCAGGGGCGUGUCGCUCAUCAUUUCUGGCAUCGGAAUAGUGUCAUUCCUUGUAUUCCAAAUAUUCUUCAAAUUAAAACCAAAGAAGGAGGAGAAGGCUAAUGGCCACGCUGUGAACAAUGGUCAAAAUGGAAUAACGCCUUCAGUGCAAAAUGAAGAGACUGGUACUCUGGAGGUCGCCAAGUCGAAAAUUAUGUACUUUCUUCGUAUGCCGCUUUUGUAUCAAACUAGUUUAUUAUACGUUUUCUCCCGGUUAUACUGGGCUCUAAGUCUAGUCUACGUACCGCUGUUCCUAGAAGAACGCCUGGUGUUCAACCCUAGCGCUGGGUCCGAGCUGGUGGCCAGUGUACCUCUAGUCCUAUACAUAUCCUCAUUCUUCUUUUCAUUACUCUUGAAGAGUAAGAUCAACCGGUUUGGGAAUCAGGUCGCGUAUUUAGUGGGGAGCUUGCUAAGUCUGUUAAGUUGUCUAUGGAUAGCAAUAGCCAUAGAUCCAAACGCUAGUAUAGUGCAAAUAUACAUGGUCGCUACUUUAAUUGGUGCUGGCAGUUCUAUAACCUUAGUAUCCAGUCUGUGUGUGACUGCAGAUCUGAUCGGUCCCCACUCCCACCAGGGAGCUGCCAUUUAUUCCAUUGUCACUUUUGCUGACAAACUCGUGACGGGAAUAGCUGUAGUCGCCAUUGAAAAUUUCAAGUGCGAUAAUGAAUUAAAUUGUCCGCAAUACUACAGGGCAGUCCUGACAUACGCUUGUGGUGGAAGUGCAGUCCUCGGCAUGCUAUCUUUAUCAUUCGUUAAAUUUACGCCUGGACACAAAAAUGAAACGGAUUUAUAA